AUGCCACCAAAUCGAGUGACCGAUCUAGCAGCCGCUCAGCCUAACACCCUGCUAAAUUUCGCAUGGGAAAAUGCAGGUGCUGCCGACCAAACUACUCUCAUGAUGUCGAUAGUGGACGAUGCGAAGGAGCAGCGGGAGCAGGAAAAACUCCGGCUUCAAAGCUAUUACAGUGGAAACGGUGCGCCCAGCCUCGAGAUCCAGUUUCUUGGAAAUGAAUCGACCCAACUGUCUCAAGUACUCCAGCAGCUCGCCCCGAAUGAUCCCAACAAAGUGUGGACGUUUCAAGACUUUCAGAACGCAGUUGAGGAUGCGAAAGUCAAAUGGGAGUCCAAGAAACGCCUAGGUGGUGGAAAGGUCCAGGCCACAUUCCACAAACUGAUGGGCAAAUUUAAGACACACUCGAACCUGUUCAGUUUCAUGCCCUCUGGUAACGAGUAUACCUCGAUCAUUUGCUGGGCAUGCUCGGCCCUGGUCAACGCAUCUGUCCAGCACACCGAUACGGUAGAAGAACUCGCAAAUGUCAUGGAGGUUGUCAAUGAGGCGGCCUCCAUGGUGGAGCUUGAAUCCGGAAUGUUCAAGGGUGAAGUGGUCCAGAGGGCUGUUGCUAAAUUUUAUACAGCUGUUUUCCUCUUGCUAGGCGAUGUUGCAAUGUGGUACAACUCGAAAAGCUGGGAAAAAUUUCGAAACAGUUUCCACGAGGGAUUCCAUAAGCAAUUUGCCUCUGCCCUUCAAAACGUACAAAGAAUGUCGGCCGUUGUGGGUCGAACGGCAAGCAUGGCUGCCGCAGCAGAAGGUCGCCAUAUGAGGCUCACUGUCGAAGAGCUUCGUCAGGAAAUCAUGGACGAGCGAGCUGGCUUGUCGGGGGCUCUGAGAAGGAUCGCUCAGUCGCUAGCUGAUCAAUUCGCCGCCCAUGCCCAGCGUCUGGAAGAGCAGAGCAAGCUGGACCAUGAAGAAACGAGAAGACAGGUUCUGGCGGCCGUCAACGGUCAGAUGCAGCAUACCGAAGCAUCGUAUCGAAAGAUCAUCAACAGUGGAUGGGACCUUCUACGCGAAAACCUCCGAAAAAUUACAUAUGAUCAGCAGGAGGACCGAAACAGGAAACAGUUGAUGUAUAUGCAACAAAAAUGGCUUAUGGGGCCGGGAGCCGAGCUCGAGACAAAUCACGAUGAUAUUCCUAGCGGAGAAGCUCCCCCGAACAUCGGUGAAAUGCAGAAGCUAGUGGAGAACUUGCUCGUCUAUAUCACAAAAGGGGCUCGAAUGCUGGACGAACCAGAAGAAGUUCUUCCCACGACAACCCACGAGAGGGUUGCGGUCGCGAUUGGAACGUGGCUCCAGUCUCCCGAUUCGGCAGUGCUCUAUCUGGAAUAUCCGGCGAUGUCAGGAAUUAUUCCACAAAUAUCUCUUGUAACUUAUCGCCUUGUGCUCUCCGCUGAUUCAUUGAAUGCUCCGAUCAUUUCUUUUUUCUGCAGACCAAGCAUUCAACAGGAACAAGAUGAGGGCGAUGGCGAUAGUGACCCGCUUGUUGGGUUGGUUUAUUCCUUGACAUACCAAAUUCUCAGCCAGCUCCCGAGUCUACAAAGCCAGAGUACGAUAAGUGCGGAUGCCGAUUUCGAAGGAUUGGACGCCACCAGCUGGAAGAAGGCUCUGCAGUUAUUCGAAAAGGCUCUCAAGUGGGUUCCGCCACUGAUGUUGUGUGUCAUCGACAGACUUGAGGAAUUCGAAAGACGCAGAGAAGACCAGGUGAAAGAGCUGAUCGAUGUGCUUCGAAACCAGGUAAAAGAGCCCAGCAAAACAUUCAAGGUGCUCUUUACUUCGAGCAAUCGCUCCUUCGCGUUGUUAGACUCUCUGCCAAGCAGCGAGAUCGACAUCGUCGAAACCAACACUCACAGCUUCCGAGGAGGCGGCCCGGGAAGGACCCUCUUCAUAGUUUAA
Rhinocladiella mackenziei CBS 650.93 is the source of this 1932-nucleotide messenger RNA. RefSeq lists its product as uncharacterized. The transcript is spliced from 3 exons. Bases 1 to 1932 code for a protein of 643 amino acids. The record is from RefSeq and is a predicted model, not a curated record. Lineage: Eukaryota; Fungi; Ascomycota; Eurotiomycetes; Chaetothyriales; Herpotrichiellaceae.